AAAUCUACUAUAUAAGACUUGAAAUAUAUUUUAGUCUUGAAAUAGAGCAAGGUAAAAACCAAGGGCUUUGAAUGGCUGUUUCCACUACAAAAAGGCAUUUUGGAGCUUCAAAAUCAAAUGGGGCUUUCUCCCAAACCUUCAAUUUCUCGGUAAAGUAUCAGUCUUUGGCUUCCUCUCAUUAUGCACUUGUUGCUGUGGCCACUUUCAGAGAUCUUGAGAUUCUUUUCUGUCUCUUCACAUUCCAAAAGUGAAUGCGAUUGAAAUUUUGAAGCGUAUAAAUUUCUUGUUUUGUGUUCAUAUCAUCUUUAACAAUACCAACUCUUCCGCCAAAACUCAACCCCCUUGUGCUCCUAAUGCUAACCACCAAAAUCGUGUAAAACAAUGAUGUGGGUAUUCCACCCCAGUCCCAGAUAGGUUAUGCGGUCACCAAGGCCAAAACUUGAUGAACCCUUUUAUGCAGCCACUACCCAUAAAUUCAGCACCUUUCGCUUCGUUGUCAUUUCUGUGGAAAUCGUUUGUUCUACGCUGAAUUUCAUUUUCGUCCUUUAGAAGUUGGGAAAUAUGGCGUGGAGGUUUUUGGCAUUACGCCCUCUCACUAAAUUUCACUUCCACAACAAUCUCUCCUUCAAUUCCUCAUUUCCAAAAACAAGCUUGGACUAUGCAGUGUGCAAGGUUCGUGGCCAGGAACCUAUUUUUUAUCAGCUCUAUUAUAUGAAAACAUGUUCCAUCCUGGGAAGCAUAAGCUUUCAUUCAUGUUCAUUUCUGAAGUAUAACAAUAAGGUUGCAGAGAAACACCAUCAGGAUUCUGAGAAGGCCCCGAGUGGUAAUGAGGGUAAUGGCAAUGCCAAAGAAAAUAAGAAAAAAUUGAAAGGGAAAAGAGCAGUAGUAAGAUGGCUGAAGUUCUUUAGAUUUAAGAAGAAGAAAGAGUAUGAAAGGAUGACAUCAGAGGAAAAAAUUUUAUACAAAUUGUUGAAGGCUCGAAAGAAAGAAGAGAGACUUUGUGAAGCCCUAAAAAAGAUUGAGCCUGCUGAAUCUUCUGAAACAACCCACGAUCCUGAGAUAUUGACUCCGGAAGAACACUUUUUCUUCUUAAAGAUGGGCCUUAAAUGCAAAAAUUAUGUGCCAGUUGGAAGGCGAGGAAUUUACCAAGGUGUAAUUUUGAACAUGCAUCUACAUUGGAAAAAACAUCAGACUUUGAAAGUAGUGGUGAAGACAUUUUCAGUAGAGGAGGUUAAGGACAUUGCUGUUGAGCUGGCAAGAUUGAGUGGAGGUAUAGUGCUUGACAUUCAUGAAGAUAACACAAUAAUAAUGUACAGAGGGAAAAACUACUCUCAACCACCAACAGAGAUUAUGUCUCCACGAGUGUCUCUUUCGAGAAAGAAGGCAUUGGAUAAAUCCAAAUACAGGGAUGCUCUCCGUGCUGUGAGGAGAUAUAUUCCAAGACUAGAGCAAGAACUUGAAAUUCUGCAAGCGCAAUUCAAAAGUGCAGCAGAGAGUAAUACAUAUGCUUCUGAUGCAAUCCAGGACAUUGACAGAGAGAGAAUUUCAAAUUUUCAGUUAGACAAUUCAGAUAAACACCAAGAGUUGAUGGAUGAUAACAUUGGAAGCACAGAAGAUGAGACAGAUAAUGACUCUGAAUUGGAUUCUGAUUCCGAUAAGUUAUCAGAUAUAUUUGAGACAGAUUCGGAUGUAGAGAAUUUCACCAAAGAGGAAAAACCUCUUUAUUUGGAUGAGUUUGAUAAGUUUCCAGAGCAAAGCAAUGGAGAAACAAAUGAUUUUGAGGAGCAUCUACGACAAAUGUCUCUGAAUUCGAAACACAUGGAAAAGGACCAAGACUUACCAAAGCUGGAUGAAGUUGACAGGAUUUUUCUGCAUGCCACAUCCUUUUUAAAGAAAAAAACAAAAUGAGAAAUUUGCCAAACGCGAUUGUUGUAAUCAUCAUACCAUAGAAAGAGCAGCCUUACAAAAAUUACGAUGUACAACAAUGAAUGGCUUUUCUAAAUUACAAAAUUUUUACA
This is a messenger RNA of Vigna radiata var. radiata (mung bean), 2018 nucleotides long. Its product is annotated as CRM-domain containing factor CFM3, chloroplastic/mitochondrial. Gene Ontology annotation, molecular function: RNA binding. Bases 562 to 1908 code for a protein of 448 amino acids. NCBI's taxonomy places the organism in Eukaryota, Viridiplantae, Streptophyta, Magnoliopsida, Fabales, Fabaceae. The transcript has 4 exons. The record is from RefSeq and is a predicted model, not a curated record.